Messenger RNA from Monascus purpureus, 1386 nucleotides. Lineage: Eukaryota; Fungi; Ascomycota; Eurotiomycetes; Eurotiales; Aspergillaceae. The record is from the annotation of a GenBank genome assembly.
GAAACCACCCAGCUCUCCUCUCCCACAAUCUCGCCGCGAUGAUGUCCCAGGCUCUCAGAGCAUCUCGCUCCGUGCUUUCCCGCGCUUCUCGGCAACAGGUUUCUGUGGCCCGCCGGACCUUCAUGACUUCCGGUGUUCGCCAGGCAGACCUUGUUCAGGACCUGUACCUCAAGGAGCUCCGUGCAUUCAAGCCUACGCCCGUCAAGCCCAGCGACGCCGAGGCACACGUCCAGAAAUUCAGCAUCCCCAAGCCUCCCCCGUCCCCUGAGGAGGCCAACCUUGCUAGCGAACUGCAGGCGUACGAGACCCAGCAGGUUGAGGUUGAGGGCCAGGCCGCCGCUGGAGAACCCGCCCCUGUCGAGGAGAACUGGUUUGAGGAGGACCUGGAAGAAGAGGCUGCUGAGGCUCACUAGAUUUCACCAAAGUCGUGGGAAUCGGGCUUUGGUGAGCGUUGUGGCUACCAAGGCACCAUUGCUUAUCCGUUCCCGGAAGGAGUUUGUAAAUUAGGACUACAUGGAACACUGAAAGCGUUGUCUUGGCUUCUGUGUUAUACAUUAGGCUGGAAACGCAAUCCAUCCAUACUGAUAUGUAACACAACGCUUGGAAUGUUCUAUUUGUAGUCUCGUUGAAAUAUCAGCAACCAAGUUUCGUUUCUACGUCAUUCACCCUUAAUUCAGAUGUCCAGCAAGCAACUAUCCGACAUUUCCAGAUGGCGAGGGAAGGCCAUCUUGCCAGUCACAGCAGGCUUGAUCAUGUUACAAUGGCACAUUGUGUCUUUUCAUAGACAAAAUCAACAACAGUAAGGUAACCCAUGGAGACGGAGUAUGGCAAGUUCUGUGACUAUAGGCGUUUUGUCCCUGAUGCGCCAAGAUCUGCAGCGUACAAGUUUUGACCAAGGGGGGGCUGGCUGCAUUAUUGCAACCUGUCACAAAUGAUUUUGGAAUCCGCGCACCAGAGAGACUUGAUCGACAACCAAUGCGGGCGUAGUGACUUGGGAUGGCCUGACGGCCUGUGGGCUUAUUACAUCCUGAGAGUCAAGACUGUUCAAAUAAGCUUAGCAAAUCAGAUGCAGCUGGCUUGAUAGGAUCUGAUAGAUCAUACUUCUGGCAGGAAAAUGAACCUGCUGCAGGAGGAGAGGGAAUCCCAGUCCCAGUCGCGGAACGGACGGCAGUCAGUAAUAGUAGUAGUCAUCAGGGUACACUGGUGAGUCGUAGGCGUUCUGCUAGCCCUUCGUUUAUUUAUUAUUAUUUCCGCCGCCGAUUUCUGAAGUACAUACCGUGGACCGGCCAUAUUGCAGAGUUGCUGGGCAUCUAAUUUUAGCGGCGAUCUUGUGCUUCAAUUGGUUGCUGCGCGCCUGCGGUCGGCAAGGCUGCCACGGCUGUGGCA